Molecule: messenger RNA, 2737 nt
Organism: Mugil cephalus (flathead mullet)
Lineage: Eukaryota; Metazoa; Chordata; Actinopteri; Mugiliformes; Mugilidae
Product: OX-2 membrane glycoprotein-like
Exons: 9
Coding region: 31-1053 (340 amino acids)
Molecular function (GO): cell-cell adhesion mediator activity
Source: RefSeq, a predicted model, not a curated record
ACUGUUACACUCAGUCAGUUUGUUCCGUCAAUGUCUAUUUUACGGAUCAUUCGGAUCAGGACGACUGCUGAAGGACAAUGGAAGGGACCGAGAGGUCUAACAGCUGUGAUCCAGACACAGCAGACUGUGAUGGCAGCAGUGGGAGACAAAGCCUCUUUACACUGUCAGCUCAUGGAAACUAAAGAUGUCCUUCAAGUCACGUGGCAGAAGAUCUCACCUAGAGGAGAUGCUAAUGUUGCCACCUACAACAAACACUUUGGCGAACGUGUGAAUCCUGGCUUCAAAGAUAAAGUAGAGUUUGAAGAUGCUGGACUUCAGAACUGCUCCAUAGUCAUCAAUAAUGUGACGGAGCAGGAUGAAGCCUGCUAUCUCUGUUUGUUCAACUCCUACCCUGAAGGAGCUCUGACAGGAAGAACAUGUCUCCAAGUUUACGAGCUGCAUCAACCUGUUGUACAUGUCAGAGAAUCAAACUCUACUGGAGAGGUAGUUGUGUCCUGUUCAGCCACAGGUCGACCUGCUCCCACUGUAACACUGAGAGCUACACAAGCAGGCCGCAACUUGACUGACUACGACAGCGUCAGCGUGUCCAACACCAACGGUACAGUCACUGUCACCACUACAGCUGUGCUGUCAGCUCUCCAUGUAAACAGCACACAGGUUGGAUGUAGAGUUGGAGUGCUCUCUGGUCCUCAGAUAGAGGUGUUGGAGACCAUUCCUGGGCUCAAACCCACGUCUGCUGAUGGUUUAGAUGAUCAAUCUGGAUCUGGUCACAGAGAUAUCAACUUCGCUUGGAUCUUUAUACUGUUUGUAUUGUUUGUGGUGGCCUAUGGUUUUGCUGCAUUCAGCAUUUUCCGUCUUAAACAAAGAAAAUUGAGUAGGUCAGACAGAGACUUUGAGAAGCUUGACACUACAAUCAAAGACACUCAGAGGAAGACAUUUAUACAGCUUAGUCCCUGUAUUGCUGCUGAUCAUCAGUGUUGCUGCAGUGAUCGUUGUCUGGUUCAGAAGAGAAACUCAUACCAGUUUGACACACAAGGAGCCUCAGAGGGAUGAGAUGCCAGAAAACACUCUGAAGGCUGAAUCAUCUUCGCUGACACAUGAGAACAUGGAGCUGAGAAAACGGACACCUCCUGAGAGACGUCAACCAAACAGCAACUCAAAUUCACCUUCAGCACCAGCAAGGUUUGUUUUGGAUUAGUGUUGACCCUCAGUUGGACGAGUGGACAACUGGUCUCCGGCUGGUGAAUCUGGGAAUGAAGCCACUGUUUCACUCAGUCAGUUUGUUCAGUCAAUGUUUAUUCUACGGAUCAUUCGGAUCAGGACGACUGCUGAAGGACAAUGGAAGGGACCGAGAGGUAGGAAUCACAAACAAGGCAGCUCAAACGAUUAUUUUUUUUUGUACAUGUCAUGUUUAUACUUGUGUGUUAAUAUUGUUUUGGGUUUGGUUUUGGUUGAAGACUCCUUUUGUUUCUUCAUUUAUCUUCAGCUUCCUCAACAUCUUUUUCUUGGUUUCAUUUUUGAAUCUGUCAGCUCGGCUUUAAUUCCAGUCUUAGUUGCCUCUUUAUGUUUUGGCCAUGUUAUUUUACUUUUUAUACUUCGCUCCUUCUUCUGUUUGACCUGCAACGCUAACAAAAGUAACCCAUGAGGAGGGGUGGUAGGUUUUGCGUUACUACUGGAACUCAACGGGGCAACUGUUUACAUUUUUAACUAAGAAUCUCUCCGUACAUGUGAGGCCUUAAUGUUUUCACAUUGUCCGUCCCUAGCUUUCUGUAUUUCUGGAACGACUCAUAGGUACUUCUUCGUAUGUGGCUUGAACUUCAAACCUUGGACUCACGGAUGGAGUGAUUAAAUAUGUUUUACUAAAGUCGCAGACCUCACAAAACAAAUUUCUAAACAUCUGUUUCAUUCAUAUGUACUACAACACAUCUAUCUGCUGUACUGCAUCUUGUUUGUGGGAGGAUAUGACGAGGGUUACCCAUCACUAAAAGCCCUUUCGUCACCUCUUCUCAAACCUUCUAAUGAAACAAUACACGCUGCUAUCACAUUUUCUCCUCAUCAAAUAAACUCUAAUGUGAUCGAAUGAAAAACUGUAAAAGUGUGAAUAAUGAGCCAGAUAAAUAUCCAAUGUUCCUAUCGAGGACACAGGAUUGAAGUGUACUUCCUGUUGAGCUUGAACAGGUGCAACAUGAGUGACACUAGUUCAUGAUGAGGGUGUUUCUUACUUUUAAACCUGGAAACAAAGAAGUGUUAAAUAAUGAGAUUUGUGUUGGGAGACUUAGGAUGUCUGAGUGAGACAAAGUGUGCCGUGUGUCUACACUGAAAAACAAAAUAGUUAUGAUUGCUUUUUUGAGCUAUAUGUUUUUUAAGGCUUGAUUUUUUUUCAUUAUGUGUCGGUUUUGUUUUGUGCAACUGGAGUGUCACCCGUGUCUUGUUUCCCAGUUAGUUCUGCAGGUGUGUAUACACAGCCCUGUCUCUCACUUUGUCUUAGACUGAUUUUUGUUGGCAUUCGGUAUAAACAUCACAGAUGCUAUUGCAGAACGACAUAUUGACGCACUGCUCGUAAUAAAAUAACAGAAUAAAAACUCAGGGUGUGUGAUGGUGACAAAUUUGAAGUAAAUACGAAGAUGUUUGUUACAAUUUUUUUUUUUUACUGUUACUGUUUUUGUUUUUACUUGGAAUUUUACAACAAAAUAGCAAUAAAUUAUUUUAAGUAAAGCAAUAAAAAUUGAAGUAUUGA